CAGAGUGCUUUGAUUCUGACUCUGCUUCGCCUCCUUCGCCCUCUGUUUUGACCGAUCAUGGCGACAAUUGACAAGUGGCUAUCUAAUCUUCUCUGCCAUCGGGAUUUGGAUUCGCUGUCUCUCUCUCAAAUAUCAUGAAAUCACAAUAAACAAACCUUCUCCCACUAUGAUCUCGCUGAAAUUUUGGAUCCUCAGAAUCUCUGCUUUUACUCCGCCCAUUAAUUAAACCAACCAUUUCCCAUUUCCUUAUAAGAUGACCCUAUUUCUCUCCUCUUUCUCAGCAAACCCCUUUUCUCUUCUCUCUCUUUUCCGGCCAUGGCGGUGGUUCCCGGCGAACUUAUUGGGGUUUCUGAUGAUGAUUUGAAACAGAGUGGUUUGGCCCAGAUUCAUGUUCUUGCUGUUGAUGAUAGCCUCGUUGAUCGGAAGGUUAUUGAACGGUUGCUGAAGAUCUCGUCUUGUAAAGUGACUGCUGUUGAGAGUGGGAGAAGUGCUCUUCAAUAUCUGGGUUUGGAUGGGGAAGCCAAUUCUGUCCGGUUUAGUGAUUUGAAGGUGAAUCUCAUCAUCACAGAUUAUUCCAUGCCGGAAAUGAAUGGAUAUGAACUGCUGAAGAAGAUCAAGGAAUCAUCGGCUCUCCGGGAGAUUCCUGUUGUGAUAAUGUCAUCGGAGAAUGUUUUGGGUCGAAUAGAGAAUUGCUUGAAGGAAGGGGCUGAGGAGUUCAUAGUGAAGCCUGUGAAAUUGUCUGAUGUGAAACGACUGAAAGACUACUUCACUAUGGGAGGAGAAAAUGGAGGGAAGAAGAUAAGUCAUAAGAGGAAGCUUCGUGUUGAUGAUCAUGAUCAUGAUCACCACUUCUUGACUCCUGGGUCUCCGCCGCCGCCGCCGCCGAUGGUGGGUUUCGACCAUUGCCAAGGGUAUCUGCAACGAAUCACAUGUUCGUCGAAGAAACCAAGGUUCCUCAAUGGCGACCAGUUCACGUAACCAUGGAAUUCAAGUUGUAAAAGUUAUUUGUUACUCUUUUUUUUUUGUGUAAAUGUUGAUUAUUUGGGAGCUUAGAUUCCCCUUUUGCUGUUUCCCUUUUUUGGUUUGAAAUAAGAUUGUAAUUU
Messenger RNA from Cucurbita moschata (crookneck pumpkin), 1103 nucleotides. Its product is annotated as two-component response regulator ARR5-like. Gene Ontology annotation, biological process: phosphorelay signal transduction system; cytokinin-activated signaling pathway. The coding region runs from base 316 to 978 and encodes 220 amino acids. The record is from RefSeq and is a predicted model, not a curated record. The transcript has 5 exons. Lineage: Eukaryota; Viridiplantae; Streptophyta; Magnoliopsida; Cucurbitales; Cucurbitaceae.